Zea mays is the source of this 898-nucleotide messenger RNA. RefSeq lists its product as uncharacterized. The record is from RefSeq and is marked validated. Gene Ontology annotation, cellular component: nucleus. Gene Ontology annotation, molecular function: DNA-binding transcription factor activity; RNA polymerase II transcription regulatory region sequence-specific DNA binding; protein dimerization activity. NCBI's taxonomy places the organism in Eukaryota, Viridiplantae, Streptophyta, Magnoliopsida, Poales, Poaceae. Gene Ontology annotation, biological process: positive regulation of transcription by RNA polymerase II.
AUGGGGCGCGGCAAGGUGGAGCUGAAGCGGAUCGAGAACAAGAUCAGCCGGCAGGUGACGUUCGCCAAGCGCCGGAACGGGCUGCUCAAGAAGGCGUACGAGCUGUCGGUGCUCUGCGACGCCGAGGUCGCCCUCAUCAUCUUCUCCAGCCGCGGCCGCCUCUUCGAGUUCUCCACCUCCUCAUGCAUCUACAAGACGCUGGAGCGAUACCGCAGCUGCAGCUUUGCAUCCGAAGCAUCAGCUCCACUAGAGGCCGAAUUAAAUAAUUAUCAGGAGUACUUGAAGUUAAAGACAAGAGUUGAGUUCUUACAAACAACUCAGAGAAAUCUACUUGGUGAGGACUUGGGUCCACUUAGCGUGAAGGAGUUAGAGCAACUUGAGAACCAAAUUGAGAUCUCUCUCAAGCAAAUCCGAUCAUCAAAGAACCAGCAGAUGCUCGACCAGCUCUUUGAUCUCAAGCGCAAGGAACAACAACUGCAAGAUGCUAACAAAGAUUUAAGAAUGAAGAUAGAAGAAACUAGUGAAGAAAAUGUGCUGCGACUGUCUAGCCAGGAUAUUGGGUGUAGUGGAUCUAGUGGGCAUGGUGAUGAAGCCAACCAAGAACACCUUCAACUUGCUCUUGAUCCUUCGCUGCAUAUAGGGUAUCAAGCUUACAUGGACCACCUGAACAAUGAUUAAGUUGCUUCUUUGUGCGCUGUGUGCUCUAGUGGCCAUGGAUCUUCUAUAUAUGUUGGACGUAAUGCUUUUGAUAAAUCCUCUAUAUAUAACCAUAUCGGUCCUAGCUUUAUGCAUGCUACUGUAUGUACUAAACUAAGAAGCCCUACGACUUCUGUUGAGGAAGAAUGUUCUGACGAUCAUGACUUUCUUGCUAAAUAAUAACUACUGUAUCUCAUUUUGA